GAGACAUUAGCAACAAUAUGGCAUUUAGGGCUGCAACUGAUUAUUUCAUUACCAAUUAAUCUGCCAAUGAUUUUCUCCUUGUAUUAUCAGUAAACAAUAAAACAAUACCCGUCUUGACCGUCUUUACCCGUCUUUAAAGUGGAGCACACCUAAAUUAAAAAUUCAAACAUGUUAUAUCCACCGCCGAGAAAAGUUCUAUCAGUGUUUGUGAACAUGAAAGCCAGAAACUAGACAAGGGAGUCUUUCUAAAAUAGUUUUGUUUCAUUGCGAAUCUUUCUUCUGAACUGGGCUUAAUGCGUCUUUCACCAGUCACUGUCUCCAGAACAGCUCCAGACCUUAUACUCUAAAGCCCUAUUCGGACGGGAUUAGUUUUACAUAGGUACGUGGGGUAAAGUAAUAAUUAUCAGAGAUUUUAGUCCCGUCCGAAUGUGCCAUGUCAGUAAUCAUUACCGCACGAUGUCAGUAAAGAUUACCACGACUUUUACCUUCUGUAAAAGGGUCCCGGAAAAUUACCUCAGGUAAUACUAAUCCCGUGCGAACAGACCAGCAGUAAAUAUGUGUGUUAGGGCUGUCAAAAAAAAAAUCGAAGUUAGAAAUAUAUUCGAAUAUAUAUAUUUUUUAUAAGUUCAAACCUAAAUUUGAUAAUUCGAAUAUCAUUAAUAAUUAAUUUAUGCUAUCAAUAAUGUUGUAUAUCACGGCGAAUCCCAUUCGGGCGGAGAUGGCUCGCGCACAAGCCGGGCCAGAGAGGGACACAGCGACGGAGGGAGAGGUGCCGAUGGAGGAGCCCGCUGCACCAACACCACCCACUGCGCUGUCCAGGAUGUGUGACCUGUUCGGGGAGACAUACAGGGAGAGUGUUGCACCUGCUGCCUCCCUGCCUACCCUUUUUGAAGAAGAGAUGAAACGUUACCAGAAUGAGACACCACUACGAGCCGACCAGGAUCCACUAUUGUGGUGGAAAACUACGCACUGAAGUAUCCAAACAUUGCUGUGGCCUCGUGCCUACGACAGAAUCACAGCCGUGACGAUACACAGUACAACAUCACUCCCUCCCGUGUGAUAUUGCUUUUAUACAACAGUUCAACAACAGCUUAAACAGCAAUGCUGAGUAAGGAAAUGUUAACAAAAGGUGAUGAAAUAAAUUAUUUAAGUAUGUUAUGGAGCUCCGCGAAAAAAACAGUUCCCCCAGUCUGUUGCCAGGCAACGCAGCACACAUGCCAGGAACUCACAAGUUAGCCUACUUUGUAUUUACAUUGAUCUGCAGCUGUGUAACUUCGUCCAGUUCGGCUGAUGAAACGUUGGCAAACCUGGAUGUUGGCACGGCAGGAUUCAGCUUCCACUCUCCCUCAUCCUCAUCAGUACCUCAUCAGAUGAUCAUUGAUAAUUCCUGACUGUGUUCGCUUCAUUUUUGCUCCUCUCCAGUUUGUCGAGCUCGGCUGAUGUUACACAAACACACCUGGAGGUCUGCACAGAAGAGUCUUGGCUUUCCUUUUCCUUGUCCUCUCAUGACGACCACUCAUAAUUUAAUUCAAAUGUAAUUUUGGGGAAAAUAUCCAUCUUCUUGGUGUAAAGCUAUAGUGUCAGUUUGUGUCAAUGUAGCGAGUGUGACAGUUGGUUAAUUAACGGUUGUAUUUAACUUUAUAACACCUGUGAGCGGAGUGAUUUUACUGUUACAAGUCCCAGUGAUGUUGUACUCUAUAUCAGCACUCACGGAAUGCCUCUCUCGUCCAAUCAAAUUACUCGGUCGGAACUAACUGUUGUAUAAUAAUAUUUUUGAGUUUUCUCAGACCACAGGAACAACAGCCAUGAAUUUUGAAAAUGGGCGCAGCUCUCCUUUAAUAUCUCAGAAAAGAAUGAAGCUGCAAAUUCUCAAAACUGCAAAGCUGGAACCAGGGAAUCUAAAGAGGAUUCAUGAUUAAUAAACUCAUGAUUAAUAAAUUCAUGAUUAACAAAGCAGUUUCUGUCAAAGACUACUCAUUUGAUUGACAACUUGAUUGAGCUCCAAUGUUCAAUUGCAACAAAAACUGUAACAGGAGAGCUUCUGUCUAUGAAGCAGCAAUGUUCAUGGUAACGUUACGAAGGUGUUGUUUUCCAUUAAUAAAAUUACGCCAGUUAACGUACAUUUUAAUGCCUUAGCUAAGUAUUAUGUUCCUUUAUCGAGGAAGCUUCCUGCUACCCUGUGUAAACAGCAGCAAGCUAGCUAAAAUAAAAACUACAUGUCUAUUUUCACAAUAAAAUCCCUUCUGGUGGAGUCAAGUGUUGAGUAUACUAGCAAAGCUUUUAUUUUGAAUUUAAAAUGACUUUUUCCGUUUGUUAUCUACGUAUUCGCGUUAGUUAACUGGUUAGUAAUGCGAGUAACGUCACGCCUAUUCAGAUAAAGCUGGUAGCGACAAGUAAUAAGAAAAGUAUGGACAGACGUACUCUCUGAUGAUGGGCUCCCACUGUGUCAUCGUCGUCAACCAGCACCCACAUGCCAAAGAGGUCCUGCUUAAGAAGGGAAAGAUAUUUGCAGGAAGGCCCAGAUCUGUAACCACAGAUGUUCUGACCAGAGAUGGGAAAGACAUCGCAUUUGGAGACUACAGUGCUACCUGGAGAUUCCACAGGAAAAUAGUCCAUGGAGCUCUGUGCAUGUUUGGAGAGGGCUCUGCCUCCAUCCAGAAGAUCAUCUAUGCAGAGGCACAGUCUCUGUGCUCCGUCCUGUCUGAGACAGCAGCUGCUGGACUGGCCCUGGAUCUGUCCCCUGAGCUGACUCGCUCUGUCACCAACGUCAUCUGUUCGCUCUGCUUCAACUCCUCCUACCUUAGAGGAGACAAAGAGUUUGAGGCCAUGCUGCGCUACAGUCAGGGAAUUGUGGACACUGUGGCAAAGGACAGCCUGGUGGACAUCUUCCCCUGGUUACAGAUUUUUCCUAAUGCAGACCUGCAUCUUCUGAAGCAGUGUGUUUCAAUCAGAGACCAACUUCUACAAAAGAAAUAUGACGAACACAAGGCAGACUACAGUGACCAUGUGCAGAGAGACCUGCUGGACGCUCUGCUGAGAGCCAAACACAGCGCUGAGAACAACAACACAGCAGAGAUCGGUGCAGAGUCUGUGGGCCUCAGUGAUGACCACCUCCUCAUGACUGUGGGUGACAUCUUUGGAGCCGGUGUGGAAACCACCACCACCGUGCUCAAAUGGGCUGUCAUCUACCUCAUCCAUCACCCACAGGUGCAGAGGCGUAUCCAGGAGGAGCUAGACAGUAAGGUGGGAGGGGACCGGAACCCACAGCUCAGUGACAGAGGCAGUCUGCCCUACCUGGAGGCCACCAUCAGGGAGGUAUUACGGAUCCGCCCUGUGGCCCCUCUGCUCAUCCCCCAUGUGGCCCUCAGUGACACCAGCAUCGGGGAUUUCACAGUGAGAAAAGGAACUCGAGUCAUCAUCAACCUGUGGUCUCUGCACCAUGAUGAGAAGGAGUGGAAAAACCCUGAGCUCUUUGACCCUGGUCGGUUCUUGAACACUGAAGGCACAGGUCUGAUCAUCCCAUCACCCAGCUACCUGCCGUUUGGUGCUGGGAUCAGGGUGUGCCUCGGUGAGGCCUUGGCCAAGAUGGAGCUCUUCCUCUUCUUGUCGUGGAUCCUACAGCGCUUCACCCUCUCUGUCCCACCUGGUCACCCUCUGCCCAGUCUGGAGGGCAAGUUUGGUGUGGUCCUCCAGCCAGCCAAAUACAAGGUGAAUGCCGUGCCUAGACCAGGCUGGGAGAGAAACAAGUGCCAGGCAUGUUGAGACUGGCUGCAUGGUCUCAACAACACUGGCUCACAUUUGUGACCUGAGAGUCUUUGGGUUUUUUCAGAUAGCCAAGCAUACAUGAUGCAGGCAGAUGGUCAAAGAUGUAGCAGUGAAGUGGACAUAUGACAACAUCUCUUUAUGUGCAUGACAUCUAUUAUUAUUAUUAUUAUUAUAUCUUCACAAUUAAGGGCGUCACAACAUACUGGUAUUGACGAUAAUGGGGAUAUUUGAAAAUGAAAUACUGAUAUCAUGUUAAUAAUGUACUAAUAUACACCGAGUAGCCACAACAUUAAAACCACUGACAGGUGAAGUGAGUAACAUUGAUUAUCUCAUUGCGAUGCAAUGUUCUGCCUGGAAACCUUGUCACCUGCCUCUUGACACAUACCAUCCAGCUAAACAUCACUGCAGACCAACUACACCCCCUCAUGGUAACGGCAAUCCCUGAUGACUCCUUGUGGCUCAUUGGUUUAUAUGAUUACAUUGUGUAUAUAAUCCAGUGCCUCUUACAUAAUUUCCUUUUAGUUACAUUCUUGCUUUGUCGCACUCCCCAGCACCAUCUGGUUUCCUUUUCACUAUCCAUUAAGUGUAAUUGCUCUUUUUGUACGCUUUUGUACAGUUCUGGUUACAGAUCCUCUCUCCAUCUCCCUCAUAUUUUUAAUGUAAUUAUUUGCCAAAUAAACGAGAUUA
Molecule: messenger RNA, 4452 nt
Organism: Epinephelus moara (kelp grouper)
Lineage: Eukaryota; Metazoa; Chordata; Actinopteri; Perciformes; Serranidae
Gene: cyp17a1
Product: steroid 17-alpha-hydroxylase/17,20 lyase
Exons: 9
Coding region: 2428-3762 (444 amino acids)
Biological process (GO): progesterone metabolic process; hormone biosynthetic process
Molecular function (GO): heme binding; iron ion binding; steroid 17-alpha-monooxygenase activity
Source: RefSeq, a predicted model, not a curated record